Messenger RNA from Colletotrichum acutatum, 885 nucleotides. RefSeq lists its product as uncharacterized. NCBI's taxonomy places the organism in Eukaryota, Fungi, Ascomycota, Sordariomycetes, Glomerellales, Glomerellaceae. The record is from RefSeq and is a predicted model, not a curated record. The transcript has a single exon. The coding region runs from base 304 to 687 and encodes 127 amino acids.
AUAACCUUUCGAUUGAGCCACUGCUGGAGUCGAACGCGCUACCGUUGCGCCAGCGGUCCUAUUGGAUGAUGACUAUGGAGGUGUCAAAGUAUAACAUCUAUCGUGCGCUUAGCCAUCUCAGCGAUAGCCCGCCUGAUUGGCUGCACAGGAAUAACUGCCCCCAUACCACCUUGCUUUAAGCAUUGCGGAAUGGGCCGACGCAUGUUCUCACUUCAGCGCUCACACACAACUCCGGGCCCUCCCACACACAGUCCAGUCUGAGAAGGAGAGUCAUGAUGCUGCAGGAACCGCACCACCGCCAACAUGACUUCCAGAGCGGAGCAAGGUGGGCUCGUGACGACCCUCCCUCGCCUCGUGAGAACCAAGAAAUCAAGGACACCACAUGCAGAACGUGUGUCUCGCCAUGCGAGACAAGCGCGCUUGCCAUCCCCAGACGCCCAUAGGGGCCCUCUUGCCCAUCCUGUGAGUAGCAAGUACCGUAGAUCAGCGUUCUCUGGUGGCCCAAAGCCGGAGAGCCGCGAGUCGACGACGGCAACCCUAAUGCGCCAGACCUUGCGGACCCUGACCGCGCAACAUAGUGUCAGAGAGAAAGAGACCUCUACGCCGAAGCCGGGUCACGGCGUUAAGUGCGUGGAGAUACUUUCUGCGGCAGGCAGGGGAGGUUGUUGCAACAGGACUGGGUCUUAAUGGUCCUCUGAUAACACCCAUCCAAACGCUUCCGAGGGUCGACGCCGCUUGCUGCCCCUCGUUUUCUCUUCUCUUUUCGCAUGCAUCCGGUACAUAUGGUGACAUCGGUCUGUUGCCCUGUACUGUGAACGAGAGAGAGAGAGAGAGAGAGAGCACAGACUUUUGAAACAAAAAUUCCCUUCUUCACCUUCUGUAUCC